AUGAACACAUUCACUGUUCUUUGCUUACUCGUUUUGUUGCCCGGCUGUUUGAGCAUCAUUUGCUAUGUAUGCUCGGCUGGAGGGAAUGGAUGCGAUCCGUUCAGUGCCACUGGUACAGGUGUAUCAACGACCAACUCAAGUACAAGCUGCGUGAAAGUUACGACCGGAGUUUCGUCAGGCACCUACCGAAACGGUUUAAGUGGGUGUGUAGCUGGCAAUAUUGCAAGCGUUGGUACAUUUUGCUGUUCCACAAAUUACUGCAAUGGAGCUACCAGCAAAUAUCAAGCACCAUUUCUCUUAGGCUUUGUUCUCGCUGCUCUUUUCGCGAAAUAUCGAUUUCUUUAA
Messenger RNA from Adineta ricciae, 345 nucleotides. Lineage: Eukaryota; Metazoa; Rotifera; Eurotatoria; Adinetida; Adinetidae. The record is from the annotation of a GenBank genome assembly.